Messenger RNA from Drosophila miranda, 634 nucleotides. RefSeq lists its product as uncharacterized. The record is from RefSeq and is a predicted model, not a curated record. NCBI's taxonomy places the organism in Eukaryota, Metazoa, Arthropoda, Insecta, Diptera, Drosophilidae. Gene Ontology annotation, molecular function: odorant binding. The coding region runs from base 22 to 618 and encodes 198 amino acids. The transcript is spliced from 4 exons.
UUUAAUCGUUAAUCUGUAAAUAUGCCCGAGUUGGUGAUUUAUUUUUGGACUUUGAUCUUUGUGCUGUGCCAAGCCCACGCACAGACCGCCUUCAAUUGCACAGCACCGCCGAAUUUCCAGAAUUUUGACAUCAAUACUUGCUGUCGCACUCCGGAAUUGGACAUGGGAGAUGUGCCUCAAAAGUGUCACAAGUACGUUAAUCAACUGAAGUCCGCCAACUCGAAAUAUCCCAGCUAUACCCAUUUGUGCUAUCCCGAUUGCAUUUACCGCGAGACGGGAGCCCUUGUCAAUGGUAAACUCAGAGUGGACAGAGUGAAGCAGUACCUGGAGCAGCAUGUCCAUCAACGAGAUCAGGAUAUGGUGGCCUACAUCAUGCGCUCCUUUGACUCUUGCCUGGGCAACAUUAAAAACCACAUGAAGGCAGCCAACAUAGAGGCUUACAAGGUGCUGCCGCACGGCUGCUCGCCCUUUGCCGGAAUGGUCUACAGCUGCGUCAAUGCCGAGACCUUCCUCAACUGCCCCCCCAGAAUGUGGAAGAACGAGCGACCGUGCAACCAGGCCAAAGAGUUUGCAGCACAGUGCAAUCCACUGCCGCAUGUUCCGCUGCCCAGCAGCUAGAAUACUUCGCAUUCAA